Alligator mississippiensis (American alligator) is the source of this 1733-nucleotide messenger RNA. RefSeq names its product four and a half LIM domains 2 (gene FHL2). Lineage: Eukaryota; Metazoa; Chordata; Crocodylia; Alligatoridae. The record is from RefSeq and is a predicted model, not a curated record. The coding region runs from base 193 to 1032 and encodes 279 amino acids. Gene Ontology annotation, molecular function: transcription factor binding; transcription coregulator activity. Gene Ontology annotation, biological process: negative regulation of calcineurin-NFAT signaling cascade; negative regulation of transcription by RNA polymerase II. The transcript is spliced from 6 exons. Gene Ontology annotation, cellular component: nucleus; Z disc.
CGGCAGAACAGAAAUCAGAAGAGCUGUCCUUCACAGGCUGGAGAAGUCCCUGGCUGGCUGUACAGCUCUACUCUUCAAGCAGGCCGUUGUGCUCUUUACAUAUUUGUUAAUGGAUGUGACUCCCUGUCUCUGGUCCAGGGAUUAACAUUAACUGCCCGCUACUGCUCUGCCACCAGGAUUCCAGACAUCAAAAUGACUGAACGCUUUGACUGCCACUAUUGCAAGGAGUCCCUUUUUGGCAAGAAGUACAUACUGAAAGAGGAGAACCCAUACUGUGUGAAAUGUUAUGAAAGCCUCUACUCCAACACUUGCGAGGAAUGCAAGAAACCAAUUGGUGCUGACUGCAAGGAUCUGUCCUACAAGGACCGACACUGGCAUGAGACCUGUUUCCACUGCUUUCAGUGCAAGAACUCAUUGGUCGACAAACCUUUUGCUGCAAAAGAGGAACAUCUACUCUGUACUGAAUGCUACUCCAAUGAGUAUUCUUCUAAAUGCAAUGAGUGCAAGAAGACUAUUAUGCCAGGUACUCGCAAAAUGGAGUACAAAGGUAACAGCUGGCAUGAGACCUGCUUUAUCUGCCAUCGUUGUCAACAGCCUAUUGGGACAAAGAGUUUCAUUCCUAAAGAUAAUCAAAACUUCUGUGUACCCUGCUAUGAAAAACAGUUUGCCAUGCAGUGUGUCCAGUGCAAGAAGGCCAUCACUACAGGAGGGGUUACUUACCGAGAGCAGCCCUGGCAUAAGGAGUGCUUUGUUUGUACUGGAUGUAAGAAGCAGUUGUCUGGACAGCGUUUUACCUCUCGGGAUGAAUUUGCAUAUUGCCUGAGCUGCUUCUGCAACCUUUAUGCCAAAAAGUGUGCUGGAUGCACCAACCCAAUCAGUGGACUUGGAGGAACCAAGUAUAUCUCUUUUGAAGAACGCCAAUGGCAUAACGAUUGCUUUAACUGUAAGAAGUGUUCUCUUUCACUAGUGGGCCGUGGCUUCCUCACAGAAAGGGAUGACAUCCUUUGCCCUGAGUGUGGAAAAGAUAUUUAAAGUUCCUAACAAGGAGAAGAGCUGUACUUGCAAAAUAUAUUUUGUGAAAUAUGCAAUGUUGCAUACUAGCUUUACUGUUCUGUGUUUCUCUGCCAUUCACAUCAUUUAUCCUUUUUUUCAAACUCUCCAAAUCCAGCAAGGGAGAAAAGGAACUGCUGAUUCGAAAAUCUCUAGGAGUGUUGGUGUUACUGAAUGUGUGUAGCUAACCAAGAUCAAGAGCUGAGAUGUAUGAAACCUUUUGGAAGUUAACUGACAUAAAAUGUUCUUUUCUUCAUUGAAUAUUUGAGUUUCAUGAUCUUAAUUUACAAGCAAGUGAAAUAGUUGAAGAAUUGCAAUGGUUUUGUGCUAUAACUUCACAGUUGAAAUCCUUGACCCACUGAAAUGAGUGGAACAACUCUGUUCUAUUUCAGCAGGGCUAAUAUUUCAUAUCAGUGUUCUAGAACUGUGCAACUGCAGUGAGCCGUCAAGUGUGUAGAAAGACUAUAAGAAUGUAGGAUGUGCAUCAAUGUACAAGGAUUUGUGCCAUACAUUAAAUAAGAGAUUAUAAAUCAUUAAAAAUGGGAGUGUUCUGUAUGUAUUACAUAUGUUAUUGCAUGACUAAAUAAGUGGAUUACAAAUUCUGAUUAACAGCAUCAGUAUUACAGUUAGUUGAAUACACACUGAACAAUGUAUUUUUCAAAAUAAAAUAAUGUCAAAAACAA